CGCGGCCCGCCAGGCCCUGCGAGCCGAGCCCGCUGUGCCACCGCCUGCUGGACGGCGUCCGCGCCCGCGCCGCCGGCGGCGGUGCGGCAGGCGGCGCCAAGGAGCCCCACGGGCGGCGCCAGCAGCGCCGCGCAGGCGCCGCGAACGGCACCGGCAUCGAGGCCGGCGACGUGGCGCCCGCGGUGCCCGCGGCGGCGGCCGACCCAGGCGGCGGCAUCGACAUGGGCUUCAUGGUGUUCCUCGGGCAGCGCGCCUAUAUAUCCAAGGUAGUCAUCUUCUGCGUCCCUGCGAGCGACGGCAACGGCGGAGACGUUGGUACAGGCGGUCCGCACCGGCGGACGCUGAUCGUGACGGCGUGGAUGGGCGAGGCCGGGGGGCCGCUGGAGGACGACGCUGACGCUGGAGGCCACACGGCGCCUCCAGCGCGGCAGGGGACGAGGCACCUCGG
Prorocentrum cordatum is the source of this 448-nucleotide messenger RNA. Lineage: Eukaryota; Dinophyceae; Prorocentrales; Prorocentraceae. The record is from the annotation of a GenBank genome assembly.